Molecule: messenger RNA, 1178 nt
Organism: Carassius gibelio (silver crucian carp)
Lineage: Eukaryota; Metazoa; Chordata; Actinopteri; Cypriniformes; Cyprinidae
Gene: tnfa
Product: tumor necrosis factor a (TNF superfamily, member 2)
Exons: 4
Coding region: 122-808 (228 amino acids)
Biological process (GO): immune response
Cellular component (GO): membrane
Molecular function (GO): tumor necrosis factor receptor binding
Source: RefSeq, a predicted model, not a curated record
AACCGAGCAAAACACUACAGUGAUAAACUGCAUUGAGGAGACUUUACAAGACCAUUUAAAAGAGUUUUGACACGCUGAGGUUUCUUAUACUUGGACAUAGUUGAAUUUACUAACAGACACAAUGAUGAUAGAUGUUGAGAGUCAGUUAGCUGAAGAAGGAGCGCAGGUGACGGUGUCGAGGAGGAGGUCCGGUGUCUGGCGGGUGUGUGGGGUCCUGCUGGCUGUGGCCCUGUGUGCCGCCGCCGCUGUCUGCUUCACAUUCAACAAGUCUCAGAACAAUCAGGAAAGUGGAAAUGAGCUGAGGCUCACAUUAAGAGACCAUCUUUCAAAAGAAAAUGUCACUUCCAAGGCCGCGAUCCAUUUAACAGGUGCAUAUGACCCUGACGUGUGUACGGACAACCUAGACUGGAAACAGAACCAGGACCAGGCUUUUGUUUCAGGUGGCUUGAAACUAGUGGACAGAGAGAUCAUCAUUCCUUACGACGGCAUUUACUUCGUCUACAGUCAGGUGUCUUUCCACAUCAGCUGCAAGGCUGACGUGACUGAGGAACACGAGGGCGUGCACAUGAGCCACGCAGUGUUGCGCUUCUCGGAGUCCUACGCCAGCUACAAGCCGCUCUUCAGCGCGAUCCGCUCGGCCUGCGUGCACGCGACUGACACUGAAGACCUGUGGUACAACACCAUUUACCUCGGAGCAGCCUUCAACCUGCGAGCUGGAGACAAACUGCGCACCGACACCACCACAGAACUCCUGCCCCGCGUGGAAAGCGAAAACGGAAAGACCUUCUUUGGGGUGUUUGCUUUAUGAGAUCAGAUGCACUCAAAAAAAUCAGUGGAAACAGUACACAGUUUACUGUAAAUAUUUACACGUUUAUUUACAGUUUUUUUUUAAAUACUUAUUUAUUUUAUAUUUAUUAUAUAUUAUUUAUAUUAUUUAUUUUUACAUGUACAGUAUAUGGUACUGCAGUGGACAUUUGUAAAUGCACUGGACAUUUCAAGUCAAAAAUACAUGUAAAUGACAUGCUGUUUAAAUUAAUGUGUAAUGCGAAUGUUAAUAUUGUGUAUUUAUGAGGAGUUUAUUUAUUGAACUAUUCAUUAAAUUAAUGAGAAUGCACUGUCUCUAUAUAACUCGGAUGUGUAAUUUGCAUUUUCUCUGCAAUUUCCAUCUUUGCCUUUUA